GCCCCUUCUGUACUGUAUGGCCUUGUGAUUGGCUGGGCUCCGAUCGGCAAUGUGAUGUGUUCCCCGCCUUUCUACUGGCCGCUUCUCGCGGCUCUGCGUCUGCAUUGGCCGGGAAAGGAUUUCUGUAGUGCCAGGUACCGGCAUGGCGGCGAUCGGUGUACAUUUGGGCUGCACGUGUGCUUGUGUUGCCGUCUAUAAGGAUGGCCGUGCUGAUGUGGUGGCCAAUGAUGCAGGGGACAGAGUUACACCUGCAAUUGUGGGCUACCUGGAGAAAGAAGUGAUUGUUGGCCUAGCAGCAAAACAGAGUAGAGUUAGAAAUGCAGCAAAUACUGUGGUGAAAGUAAAACAGAUCCUAGGAAGGAGUUCUGAUGACCCACAUGCCCAGAAACACAUGUCUGAAAGCAAGUGUUCAGUGGUUGAAAAAGGAGGAAAACUGAGAUAUGAAAUUGACACAGGGGACAUUGUGAAACUUGUGAGUCCAGAGGAUAUUGCUAAACUGAUCUUCAGUAAAAUGAAAGAGACUGCCCAGUCUGCUUUAGGAUCCGACAUCAAUGAUGUGGUUAUCACUGUACCAUUUGAUUUUGGAGAAAAUCAGAAAAAAGCUCUUGGGGAAGCAGCAGCAGCCGCAGGAUUUAAUAUAUUGCGUAUGGUUCAUGAACCCUCUGCUGCUCUUUUGGCCUAUGGAAUUGGACAAGAUUCACCCAUGGGUAAAAGCAAUGUUUUGGUAUACAAACUGGGCGGUACAUCCCUUUCAGUCACUAUGAUAGAAGUUAACAGCGGAAUAUAUCAAGUCCUUGCAACUAAGACUUACGAUAAUAUCGGAGGAGUAUGUUUUACAGAAGCCUUGGCUCAGUAUCUAGCAUCUGAAUUUCAGAGGUCAUACAAACAAGACAUCAAAGGGAAUGCCCGGGCAAUGAUGAAACUAAUGAUUAGCGCUGAUUCGGCCAAGCAUUCUUUGUCCACCUUGGGAAGUGCCAAUUGCUUUGUGGAUUCAUUGUACGAUGGCAUGGAUUUUGACUGUAGUGUUUCUAGGGCCCGCUUCGAGCUUAUCUGUUCUUCCCUGUUCAAUCAGUGCAUUGAUCCCAUCAAGAUCCUACUGCAACAAGUUGGUGUUAAAGCAACAGACGUGAAUCAGGUAGUCCUGUGUGGUGGAUCGGCUCGCAUACCCAAACUGCAGCAGUUGAUUCGGGAUUUAUUUCCUGAUGUGGAACUGCUCAGUAGCAUACCACCAGAUGAGGUGAUUCCUAUUGGAGCCGCUAUAGAAGCUGGAAUUCUGCUGGGAAAAGAAAACUUAUCUAUGGAAUUAGACACCAUUACUAUUGAGUGCUCUGCCAGCGACAUACUGGUUAAGGAAGCUGAUGAAUCCGGAGCUGAAAAGUUCUCUAUUUUACUGCCAUCGGGUACACCACUGCCUGCCCGUAGACAACACUCACUACAGGCACCUGGAAACUUCACCUCUGUUUGCUUGGAACUGUAUGAGUCUGUUCGAAAACCUAGUUCUACAGAAAACUCUAAAUUUGCACAAAUCGUACUUAAAGAUCUACAGAAGAAAGACAAUGGCGUUCAUGACAUAGUGACUGUACUUACAAUGAAAAGGGAUGGCUCGUUGCAUGUAACUUGCACGGACAAAGACACUGGAAGAUCAGAAAUAAUCACUGUUGAAGACUCCUCUUAAUGUUCUUGAUCAUGAGCUGUACAUGCAUAUGUCAAAGGACAAAUCGGACAUUAAAAAAAGGGUUGAAAAUAUUCUGUACAGUCCAAAUCGGAAAAAAAAAAAUCAAGUCUGCGUUCUGAAUUUACUUCUCUAUUGGACUUUAUUUGUCCCUCUUGUUUUAAUAUAUCAGUGUUUCCCAACCCGCGUGCCUCCAGCUGUUGCAAAAGUACAACUCCCAGCAUGCCUGGACAGCAGAAUUAAACAUGUUGUCCACAACAUUACUGUCAGUUAACCGUGAUCCACAAUGUCUCCCGUUCUAUUUUAAAUGAAAGACUACAGACCAUCCAAAAGGAUAUAAAGAAUAUAAAGUAUUUCAGUAUUCAGAGCUUCAUGUAGGAGCAAAGUCCGAAACGUUAGUCUGUACUUCUGUGUGAACAUCAAGAAAGCUUGUACUCUUUAAGA
Messenger RNA from Hyla sarda, 2116 nucleotides. It is a transcript of the gene HSPA14, whose product is annotated as heat shock protein family A (Hsp70) member 14. Gene Ontology annotation, molecular function: ATP binding; heat shock protein binding; ATP-dependent protein folding chaperone. Gene Ontology annotation, cellular component: ribosome; cytoplasm. The transcript is spliced from 14 exons. Gene Ontology annotation, biological process: protein refolding; cellular response to unfolded protein. The record is from RefSeq and is a predicted model, not a curated record. The coding region runs from base 143 to 1675 and encodes 510 amino acids. Lineage: Eukaryota; Metazoa; Chordata; Amphibia; Anura; Hylidae.